Messenger RNA from Suillus paluster, 2250 nucleotides. RefSeq lists its product as uncharacterized. Bases 296 to 2206 code for a protein of 636 amino acids. NCBI's taxonomy places the organism in Eukaryota, Fungi, Basidiomycota, Agaricomycetes, Boletales, Suillaceae. The record is from RefSeq and is a predicted model, not a curated record. The transcript is spliced from 5 exons.
CAAGGGACUCAAGAGACUAAGUCAGGUUUCGGCUAGAGUAAGGGCGAAGCUCUAUUUCUCUAUGCUCAAGAGUCAAGGUUCAUGUCCUCGUCUGGCAAUGGAACGUCCACAAAGUACUUACUCAACCGACCGUGGUCGGUUCUGAGGAAGGUGGUUUAGUGCCAAUUAAUUUAGUGCUUCAGGCUUGGAUUGAGCUAGACAUCGAAGCCUUUCGAAGCCAACCUUGUUUUUCAACGACUUCGACGAAAAUUUUAGAUUCGAUCCUUGUUCACAACCUUCACGAACACUCUCCUCGAUGGCUGCUCUCUGUCUGCACAAUGCACUCUUCACAUCUGAAUCAGACAAACGACUCGCCACGCCCAUAACGCGUAUCCUUUCGCUCACGACAAUCCAAGAGCAUAACCCAACCUCCUUGACCUUCAACUCCCCCGCAUAUCUCGACCUACUUUCUCGACAACCAUUGCAUCCCGAUGGUCCACGACAUUGGGAUCUCGGUCUCGACCUCAUUGGAGACCCAAUAACUGCAGCAGAAUGUAAAAGCCUUGAAGAUCGCAUCACGAAAGCAAAACUCCGUCGCCUGCAAAGGAUUUGCGUGGCUUUCGAAGUUGUUCUUGGUAUAUGGUCGAUAUAUUGCACGAUCCGCUACUCCCUCGCAUUUCAAACGACUUCCAUCUCCUCUGUGCGCACGCUCGCACUCGUAUUGUGUAUUACUUCUGCGGUCACUGUCGCUGGAGUAGUUGUGACGCUGUUUAUGCCUCUCCUUCCUGAACAUGUCUUCGUUCGUGCUUCGUCACAUACGAGGAUGACCUUACGAGGAUGCUGUAUAGUGUUGAUUGUUGCGACUGCGAUUACGAAUCUUGUGUUUGUUCUCAUAUGGCGUCCUGUCGACAGAUGCGGUUGGGACAUGGAUGUCGCUUGGUCAACUUUUUCUACCAUGAAUUCAACGUCACCGCACUGCCGAACCGCAACCCUUGCGGCUUGGACGAUCGCUGCGUCCUUGCGGGUUAUUGCAACCUUGAUCAUGAUCCUGUUGUACCUCUAUUUCCUCAAAGCAUAUCUCGUCACAAGGCAUCCAUCAAAAUAUACCAGAGAGAUGUACUACCCUCCAUUGAUGGCCUCGGAUGAUACUGUAGACUCCCCUGUAUCCACCCUCGACCCAUCAGCAUCAAGGACGCGCGUCAACCACCUAAUACGGUCCACAACUGCACUCGGUCUGUCUAGCUCCACAUUAGCACUCACUAAUUCAAGCACCACCCUCGCACCCACCCUUUCCCCCUCCAGUCAAUCCCACUCCCAUCCAAGUAUGCUAGCCACACAGGCAUACAACCCCGCGUCUUCGAGCCCCCAACGUUCCCGUCGGAUAUGGCCAAAUUGGACAAGUUUGCGACUCUCAGGAGAUGCAGGUCAUCAAAGGCAAAAUGGUCGUUCCGACACACCCCACACGCUCCGCCGGAAAAGCCGUAUCUCGAGUGAACAUAUCUCGCGCAAUGCGGACAUACCCGAUGCCUGGGAGGAGUGCACGGAAGUGUAUGCCGUCGCCCCUGGUGCCGCAUCGCGCGUCCCAGGCGUUCCAAGCCCUUUGUGCGCCACUGAUAAGUGUUCGAUAGGGGGCCGCAGGUCUUCGUCUAUGGGUACCCUGAUGACUGAGUCCGACGACUGUGGCUCUGUCUAUUCUUACGGAUACGGGGCCACAGAACCAGCUUACCCCUAUCUGGAAGUCUACAAUCCUUCGAUCGAGCGAAAUUACAACCUCGCGCCGCCGGCUAAUGUCACCCAACAGCCUCGGCUGUCCGCGGCAGUGAUACCAGCCACCUUCGAGCCUGCGUCACUGCUGACGGCGACCAAAGAUUAUGGCGUAGAAGACGAACUGAUACCCAUAAUGGGCGGUUUCGUACGGCGCAUGUCUACCAUCGAAUCAUUCGGCUCUCGAGAAGCAGCAACGUCGAUGACACGCUCGUACUUCUCGAGGUAUUCAGGGACUCUCGCAUCUCAUCAUUCAUCUCUUGGCUUAGCCAGCUGCGCGCCGUCCAUCGAAUCCACGUUGAGCAGGAACAACUCGCUUGGGACUGCCUACUUUUCCGUCUCGAGUGAAACGGGAGGCUCUAGUGUCAAAUUUGUGAAUGAACGGGGCGAGUUGGAGGCUAAAACGACGAGUCCACCUUCGUACAGUCGAUAUUACUAUACUCGAGACGAUCAUUACCGUUAGAGGACUAUCUUCCACGAUCUACCAUUGUAUGACAUCUACGAACA